AUGCCUCUGUCGAUCCAGCUGAUAGAGGCAGCAUUUGGCGCCGCCAUCCUCCAGAAGAGGAAGCUCGAAGUGUCUCCCAGCAAACAGCCCAACAAGCCGACAGUCCAAUCACAUCUGCCACACAAGAGAGCGGACGAGGAUACAGACCAAGUGGCAGCUUCAGCCCAUCCCGAUGUCCACCCAGAUGCAGCAAACACGAAGUUUACGGGACGCCAUCCCUUAGCAGAAGCAGCAACGCCACCAUACAGUACAUGGUCUCCGUCUCCACGUCAUGACCUGUCGCUCUUUGCUGUCUUGGAUGCGGCCAGACGACGGCACACAAUAGCGUGA
Fonsecaea multimorphosa CBS 102226 is the source of this 330-nucleotide messenger RNA. RefSeq lists its product as uncharacterized. Lineage: Eukaryota; Fungi; Ascomycota; Eurotiomycetes; Chaetothyriales; Herpotrichiellaceae. The record is from RefSeq and is a predicted model, not a curated record. The transcript has a single exon. The coding region runs from base 1 to 330 and encodes 109 amino acids.